CUGAGCUCCAGAGCCAGAUGUAACAUUGACCUUAAAUGGUAAAAGCUCCCCAGAGUGAAGAGAGGCUGGCCAGAGGAGGAAAGGGGAAUAACUCAGUUUUAGCCUGUGGAGCCCAGGUCUCUCGGAGCACCCUCAGGGCUGACGCAGCAGAGGAUCCGGGCACACACGGCCACUCCUGCCAGGAGGCUGCCAUGCCCCACAUUCCCGAGGAUGAGGAGCCCCCCGGAGAGCCACAGGCAGCCCAGAGUCCCAAUGGCCAAGGCCCUCCAACCGAAGGAACAUCUUGCAGCCCACCUGCAAUCAUCCUCACUGGGGAUGCCAGUUCACCAGAAGGCAAGACCGAUAAAAACGUGGCCAACAGAGCUCAUAGCCCGCACAGGAGGCUGUCACACCGACACUUGAAGAUUUCCACAGCUUCACUGACUUCCGUGGACCCAGCAGGGCACAUCAUUGAUCUGGUAAAUGACCAGCUGCCAGACAUCAGCAUCUCAGAGGAGGACAAGAAGAAAAACCUGGCAUUGCUGGAAGAAGCCAAGACGGUGAGUGAGCGAUUCCUGACCCGCCGAGGGAGAAAGUCCAGGAGCAGCCCGGGAGACUCCCCACCAGCUGCUCCCCGGAACUCCAGCCCCGGAGCGUCCCCUGCCUCCUCCCGGAGCAACUCGCUCACAGUCCCCAGCCCCCCAGGUUUGGAUGUGUGCAGUGGCCCUCAGCCCCCUCUGCCUGGAACGCUGCCACAGCAGAAGGGGGAUGAGGCCAAAGUGUCUUCACCUCACCUUGGCGAGCCUAAUGUUCCGGAAGGGCUAGCUGACCAGAAGCAGAAUGACCAGAGGAAAGUCUCUCAGGGCAGACUGGUUCCUCACUCCCCGCCGAUUGAGAAGUCUGAAGAGACUACAAUAGAACAAAAGGAAAACGUUGAUCCCCUCCAGCAUCCUGAGACCACACCCAAGGGCCCAGCUUCUGGCACAGGAAGUGGUGGGAAAAUGGCCCUGAACAGCCCCCAGCCUGGCCCUGUCGAGAGCGAGCUGGGGAAGCAGCCCCUCAAGACAGCCAAGGAGAGCAACCCUCUGCCGAGAAGCCCAGCCCAGGUUUCUGGAGGGGCGCCUCCCCCAGUCCCUCAGGGGAAAGGCUCAGCCGGGGAGCCAGCAGGGUCCAAGGUCAGCUCCAAAGCUGAGAUGUGGCCCCCUGUGUCCCGGCCCCCCCUGUUGCGAGGGGUCUCCAGGGAUAGUGGCCCCGAAGAACCUGGCCCCCAUCUGCAGAAAGUGCUCGCCAAGCUGCCACUGGCAGAGGAAGAAAAGCGUUUUUCAGGCAAAGCCAGCAGCAAGCUGGCCAAGGCACCAGGACUCAAAGACUUUCAGAUACAAGUCCAGCCUGUGCGGAUGCAGAAACUGACCAAACUCCGUGAGGAACACAUCCUGAUGAGAAGUCAGAAUUUAGUGGGGCUCAAGCUUCCAGACCUUAGUGAAGCGGCUGAGCAAGAAAAAGGGCUCCCUUCUGAAUUCCUCCCAGCUAAUGAGGAAGAAGAGUCAAAGAAUGGCUUGGAUGUCAUGCCCAAUAUUUCUGACAUGCUGCUUCGCAAACUGCGAGUCCACAAGUCUCUCCCUGGAAGUGCUCCCCCACUCACUGAAAAGGAAGUUGAGAACGUGUUUGUACAACUGUCCUUGGCCUUUAGAAAUGACAGCUACACCCUGGAAUCUAGAAUUAAUCAGGCUGAAAGGGAACGCAACCUGACAGAGGAGAACACUGAGAAGGAACUGGAAAACUUCAAAGCUUCCAUUACGUCCUCAGCUGUACUCUGGCACCACUGUGAGCACCGAGAGACCUACCAGAAGCUGCUGGAGGACAUCGCUGUCCUGCACCGCCUGGCUGCCCGCCUCUCCAGCAGAGCUGAGAUGGUGGGGGCUGUCCGCCAGGAAAAGCGCAUGUCUAAAGCAACAGAAGUAAUGAUGCAGUAUGUGGAGAAUCUGAAGAGGACAUAUGAGAAAGACCAUGCAGAGCUCAUGGAGUUUAAAAAACUUGCAAAUCAGAAUUCAAGCCGCAGCUGUGGCCCCUCUGAAGACGGAGUCCCUCACACAGUGCGGUCCAUGUCCCUCACACUGGGAAAGAACAUGCCCCGCAGGAGGGUCAGCGUUGCUGUCGUGCCCAAGUUUAAUGCCCUGAACCUGCCUGGCCAAUCCUCCAGCUCAUCACCCAUCCCCUCCUUACCAGCUCUGUCAGAAUCAACCAAUGGGAAAGGCAACACACCUGUCACCUCAACACUGCCUGCACUUGUGGAAAAUGGAAAGACAAAUGGGGACCCAGAUUGUGAAGCCUCUGCUCCCAUCCCAACUCUGAGCUGCCUGGAGGAGAUAAACCAAGAGACUAAGGCCAGGAUUGCGGAAGAAGCUUAUAACAAGGGAUACCAGGAAGGUCUAAAGAAGACUAAAGAACUUCAAGACCUGAAAGAGGAGGAGGAAGAACAAAAGAGUGAGAAUCCUGAGGAAGCUGAAGAGGCAGGAGAAACUGAGGAGGAGGAAAAGGACCAGAGAAGCAGUAAACUUGAAGGAUUGAUUCAUUUCUUACAAGUCAUGUUUCCCAAACUGUGUCAGCACUGGCAAGUAAUCUGGAUGAUGGCUGCAGCGGUGCUGGUCUUGACUGUUGUGCUGGGACUCUACAAUUCCUAUAACUCUUGUGUGGAGCAGGCUGAUGGGCCUUUCGGAAGAGCCACUUGCUCAGCAGCCCAGAGGGAUGCCUGGUGGAGCUCAGGACUCCAGCAUGAGCAGCCUACAGAACAGUAGGAAGCCUGAUACCUAGCGAGGGCCCUGCUUCAGGACCCUCAGCCUACCACUCUUUCCCCAAGUAUAAUAUGUCAGGCCCAGGAGUGGGCAUGUUGCCACCAGUUCCAUCAGGGGUGAAGAGGGGUUCGUGAAGUCCAUGAAGUACCUCUCUGUGAGCUAUUCAUACACAGUAAGUGAUUUCUUGGAGGAUCAACAAUACUGCCUGGGAAAGCCUCCAAUGGACAGAGACGUCACCUUCACCAAGGAACUCUAACUGAUGGCUGGGAAGAAUUAAAACACUUUCACUGAGGGGGACAGUAAGACACUCACACUCCCCUUUUCUCUUCAUUGCACUUGGUCAUCAGGAAGAAUUGUGCUUAAAGGCCAACCCAGACCCUAAGAAUCUGACCUGGAAUUUGGAGUUGCAAAGUGAAUAUCUUCCCAUUUCCCAUCUCAUUUGCCCUGACUAUCCUUCAGCCUCCCCUUUUUUCCCUUUGGAAUUGGGGUUUCUUUUUACAGAGGUAGGGAGGGUUUCUUAUAAACAUGCAUAGGUUGGAUUUAGCUCAGUGCUUGAAAUGAAAUGGGAAGAUGUGAAUUUAUAUGCAACUGUGUACACACACAGCACACACACACACACACAACAUACAUGUGCAUGAAGCUAACAACCCUCAAGCAUGUGCUCUGGUUGUGUGCUCUGGAUAAAGAAAAUGCUCAUCAAGCCAACCCACAGAUUGUCACUGGGUGUGCAGCUGUCUCCAGGCACCUGUUCAAUGUGUUUUCCACAUGGACUUAAGAUGUUUGAAAAGUGCUGAAAACUCAUGCCUUCAAUGGCGAACUUGCUAGUCUCCAUUUCAAAUGCUAACUCAAAGCCACUGUACAGCACAGAUUAGUCAUUUGUUCUCUCCCUUAGAGAACAGUUAACUCACCUCUCAUGAAUGAGUAGAAAUGAUGUAUUCUCAGCUUCAGUCUCUUACUCUGUGUAUGUGCCUACACAUAGUGUGCAUUUGCGCCUUAGUGCUUUGGGUCAAACAGGAUUUCCAACCCAAGAAUAUGUUUCAGAGCAUUCCCAGUUUUUAGCAUAAAACUGAGGGCACACAUCCAAUCUCCAGUUUGGCCUCUCUCCACCUGUAUCACCACUGCCUUCAUUCAGCUCUCCUCAGUUUUGGGAGGAGUGUUGAUUUUGUGUGGGUUUUAUUGUUGUUUUGCUUUUAUUUUUGUUUCGUUGUUGAUGUUUGUUUUUGUUGCCAACACUUAUGUAGAACUUACUAUGGGCAAACAUUGCUCUAAGUAUUAUAUAGGUAUUAAUUAAUUUCAUCCUCAAGAGAAAGAAUAAGCUAUGAAGUGGAUACUACUCUUCCCAUUAUUAGAUAAGAGACUAAGUCCCCAAAAAGAUAAGUAACUUGUGACACACAAGUUAAAUCACAGAGCUGGAACUCAAACCCAGGUAUUCUGAUUCCAGGAACUGUGUGCUCUUAACUCCUACACUAAAUUGCUCUUUUCUAAUAGUCUCCAAACCAGACGCCUUACAUUCCAAUCUCACAUGUUUCCAAUUCAUAGCCCACACAACCACAAGAGUGCUCUUCCUAAAGCAAAAAUCUCAGAAUGCUUAGAACUCCUCAGUGACUCCCCCUCACCUGUAGGAUAAGAUUCCCUUUCUUUACCUGGCAUCAAGGCUUCUCAAGAUAUGGUCUCUUCCUGCUUUUGUAGCCUCCUGUACUGCUGCCCUACUCCUAGCAGCCCGUCAGCCACUGCAAACCACUUCUGGUUCCUGAACUGGAUUGUUUACUCUCACAGCUCUGUCUUCCACUCACUCAUUUUUCUUCGGCCAUUCUCUUUUUUUUCUGACCACUUCCUGUUCAUAUUUGAGGACCAAGUGCAAGAAUCAUCCUCUUCAUGUUCCCCCACUAUAUCCUUAACGUAAUAAGUCACAUCCUCCUCUGUUUUUCUGGCACCUUUUAAAUACCUUCGUUAUUGAUCCUUGCUACGGUAUAUCACAAUAACUUAUUUAUGUCUGUCUCCCCUACCAUUUUUCCUCAAAGACAAGAACCAUGUCUUACUCACCCCUGGGUAAGUGCUAGCAUGGUGGCUGAUGCUUAGGAGGGUAUCAUUAAAUGUCAGUUGAAAGAACAAGUAGGGAUUCAAGAUGGUGGAGAAUAGCACCAGCACCAUUACCACGACCAUCUAAUGAGAACAGUAACAUUUUAAUAACCUGAGGUUAUUCUAAUAUUUUUCAGUCUACUCUGUGAGAGAGCAGGAAUGAGUCCAGACUUGCAACACCAUUUCCAAGUUCAAGGACUGGGAUUUAUGAAAUCACUCCCUUCAGAGAGACCCACCUACUUCAGGCCCAAUUUUAAAACAUAUUUAUUUAAGGGGGUCACCCUUUACAGGGCCUAGAAAACCUCUGCCAGAGAAGCCCAAGCCAGGGUUGACCAAGGAUGUGCCAUUAAGGUAGAGAGAGAGAGAACUGGGCAGGGGGACUUUGGGGACAUGGGUGGAUGGUUCAACCUGCCUCUUUCAGGGGGACCAGAAAUAACUGAAGGAACUUUAGCUCUAUGAGGUCCUCAGAGUCAAAGACAGGAUGUGAAUGGAGCUCCAGAGAGAGUGGCUGGGGGGCAGGACUCUACGCUGGCAAUGUCCAAUCUCAGCCUUCUUUAAAGAAGGACCAGGCUGAGCUGGCCCAUUGUCCACUUGGCCACAAGGUUCCUACUUUUGUCCCCAGUUGAAACAAAAGCCAGGAAUGGAGGUGCCAGUGAACUCCUGAACCAGCUGGUCAACAGGAAGGCCUGCAAGAGUACUUCCAAACACAGACUCUCACCAAACUACUCCAUUGGUGAGGAAGGGAGGUUGAGGAAAAGAAGGAACAUUAUCUCCAAAAAGGAACAUAUCCUUAUCUCCAAAAAGGAACAUAAGAGUAAUCACAUUUACAGGGGCAUUACUGAAAAAGUACUCACUGGUAUUCCUUUUCUGAAAAGCACAGAUCAGCUUGAAGCAGAUGAAGCUACUGCCAAAGUAUUAUUGAAUUGGAAGGAAACAGGCCCUAUAUUUCCAAUAGUAAAGUUGAUCUGAAAUAAAAGUCCACCUCAAAAUGUGCCUCUGUCAUCUGACAUUUCUGCUUAGCCCUGGAAGUCUGGAUACCUACCUACCUUCAACUGCAGAGUGAUGUGUUUGUGUCACUGUUGAUGACACCUCCUAAAAGGACCUUCACUUUCUGGCUGCCACAACCCAUAUGUAUUGCUCCCUAUAUACGGUUAGGCAGAGUAAAUGGAGAGGGAGAUGUUGGAUUUGUGUAUCACUAGCUGUCAGUGCCUAAUGUUGUUAAGCCUCACAUAGGUGUGCCAGCAUUGAACUGUAAAGGGUCACAUACCUGAAUUUGAAAAUAAAACCACAUUUCCAAACCUUA
Messenger RNA from Choloepus didactylus (southern two-toed sloth), 6153 nucleotides. RefSeq names its product inositol 1,4,5-triphosphate receptor associated 1 (gene IRAG1). The transcript has 21 exons. Bases 36 to 2774 code for a protein of 912 amino acids. The record is from RefSeq and is a predicted model, not a curated record. Lineage: Eukaryota; Metazoa; Chordata; Mammalia; Pilosa; Megalonychidae.